Molecule: messenger RNA, 912 nt
Organism: Phytophthora infestans T30-4
Lineage: Eukaryota; Oomycota; Peronosporomycetes; Peronosporales; Peronosporaceae
Product: 2OG-Fe(II) oxygenase superfamily protein
Exons: 3
Coding region: 1-912 (303 amino acids)
Molecular function (GO): dioxygenase activity
Source: RefSeq, a predicted model, not a curated record
AUGGCGAUCUCAAAGAACACGGAGGUCGAUGCCGCUCUACAAGAUCCUAACCAUGGAGAGCUCGGCAAGAUCAUUGAGGAAGUUCGUGCUGCUGCCAGUGAGUGGGGCUUCUUCUACGUCGCGAACCAUGGACUAUCAGAGCAGGAAGUGGGCGGGUUUCAGACGGCCAUGCGCGCCUUCUUCCGCCUGUCAAAGCAGAUUAAACGUACCAUUCACCGCAAUACCACGAACAACCGUGGCUACGUCGAAGGAGAGCUCACCAAGAACAAAACGGACUGGAAAGAGUGUUUCGACUUUGCCGGUUCCGGAGAAGACGGCCCUUGGCUUGACGAGACGACACUACCUGGGUUUCGUAGGAAAAUGCGUGCGUACUACGACAAGAUGGAGCAUGCCGCUUGCCGUCUUCUUAAGGUAUUUGCAGUCGCGUUAGGUGAAGAACCUGCGUUCUCUGAUCAGUUUUUCCGCUCAAAUACGUCGAGCACGAUGAGACUGAAUUAUUAUCCAAUGGCGCCCGAGCCAGAGAAGACCAUGGGAGUCUAUCACCAUACGGACUCGGGAGCUCUGACUAUUUUGCUGCAGGAUGACGAGGUUGCGUCGUUGCAAGGUACGUACACUAUCAACAUCGGCGACAUGAUGCAAGUGUGGUCGAACGAUCAGUUUGUGGCUCCUCUGCAUCGCGUGGUGGCGAGUAAGGAGGCUGCACGUUUCUCGGCUCCGUUUUUUUACAGUCCCUCGUACGACGUGCAGGUAGAGCCCAUUGUGGCUAAGCCUGGAGACGUGCCGAACUACCGUCCGAUCAGUUGGUGCCAAUUCCGCUUGGCUCGAUUCCAAGGAAACUACGCUGAUCUCGGCAAGGAAAACCAGAUCGGCGACUACAAAAUUCACGGCCCAAUCGAUUUUGGGAACUCGUAG